Molecule: messenger RNA, 4157 nt
Organism: Sphaerodactylus townsendi
Lineage: Eukaryota; Metazoa; Chordata; Lepidosauria; Squamata; Sphaerodactylidae
Gene: SPATA2
Product: spermatogenesis associated 2
Exons: 3
Coding region: 234-1799 (521 amino acids)
Biological process (GO): protein linear deubiquitination; regulation of tumor necrosis factor-mediated signaling pathway; protein K63-linked deubiquitination
Cellular component (GO): cytoplasm
Source: RefSeq, a predicted model, not a curated record
GAGGAUUUCCGGGCUGGCCAGUGGCGGUGGUUGGUGGUCUGCGGUCCUGGGUGGGAGACGACGAGGUACUCUGAGCGUCUCCCCGAGUCCCUGUCGUGAGUUGCUGAGAGAAGUCGAUAGAGGCGGAAGCUGACAUUGCCAUCUUGUGUAAUAUCUACUGAUCAACUUGCUCCAAAGUUAACUAUGGAAGAAAUGAGGUAGCCGCCCACGAGCGUGCUGAAAUCCUACUUCAGAUGGAUACAAAAUAUAAAGAAGAUGUAUUUAGGAAGUAUGUACAAUUUCAUGAAUCCAAAUUGGAUACCUCUGAGAAGAAGCACCGCCCUGUUAGCGAGGAGUACCUGCAAGUGGCGGCUUCAGCCUUACUCUGCCUUCCCAAGAUCGAUCCCUUUUAUAGAUUCCGGUUGAUAAAAUUUUAUGAGAUAGCAGAACAUUCUCUUCACUCCUUGAAAUCUUCAAGUUUACGUUCCCUCCGGAAUGCCUUUGGCAUGCUGGAAUCAGUUGGAGUUAAUCUUUUCCUUUACCCUUGGAAGAAGGAAUUCAAAAAUAUAAAGACCUACACAGGGCCUUUUGUUUAUUACGUGAAGUCUACGAUACUUGAUGAGGAUAUAAGGCAGAUCCUGCACUCCAUGGGAUACGUCCAGGAACUUGGAACAGUUUAUAAGCUCAAAGACCUAGUAGAUACCCUGCAGGUGAAGUUGGUAUCGUUUGAACUGUACUUGGCCAAAGUAGAGUGUGAACAGUUGAUAGAAAUUCAUUUGCAAGUGAAGGAUAAAGGAUAUUCAGAGCUCGACAUUAUAAAUGAGCGUAAAAAUAGCAGCGACGAUGUUCGAGGCUGCUCAGAUGCCUUGAAGCGCCGGGCGGAAUGCAAAGAGAGCCUGAACACUUCUAUGUCACGGAUGGUACUUCAAAAAUCUGCUAGUGAGCGGGGCUCUAAAGAUUACUUCAAACCCAAAGUUACCAAACCUUCUAAAUCGGUGGAUGCAUAUGAUAGUUACUUGGAAAAUAAAAAGCCUCCUUUGAUGACUUCUUUAAGUCUCAGAAAAGAACCCAUUUUGGUCGAUACCGAAGACGAUAUCAAAGAUGAAAUCAUUCGCCCGUCGCCCUUUCUCCUUGCUAUGUCGACAUCUCCCCAUGGAUGUUCUGAUGAAUAUUUGCCAGUCUCAUCCCAUUCCAAUGGCGUAUUAAGAACGGGUGUUCCAUAUAGUACUUACUAUUCCCCUCAAGACGAUUUAGAUUUAUAUACUGACCCAGAUUCUAGGAGCAUGCUAAACUUCAAGAGACAGGAGACAGCUAAACCGGACGUGUGGCUGCUGAGGAACGACGCCAACCCGAACUACCACAAACGCACGCAUCUAGCCAAAGAGACCACUCCCCUUAAGUGCCAAAGCUGUGGAUUAUCUUGCGGCGCCUCCGUUUGCCAAAAGUGUGACAGUUUGCUCAUCUGUAGGCAGGAGUAUCCCGCAAUAAAGCAGAGCAGCUAUUCGCUCAAAACUCUUUCCGGCGAGGGCAUGUCGUCGGGGUCUGCGACACGGGAAAAGCCCCAGUACAUGUUGCAGACUCAAGAGCGAGGCCCUCAGUUCCCUUCCAAAUCCAAGCCUUCAGGCUCUUCCCGCUGCGGCUUUUGCAACCGGUCGGGAGCAGCGAACACAUGCACUUUCUGUUCAAAGGUCUCCUGCGACACUUGCCUCAGUGCUUACUAUUACGAUCCCUGCUGUCGCAAGAGUGAGCUGCACCGGUUCUUGCCAAACAAUCAGUUAAACUAUAAAUCCAACCAGCUGUCCCACCUGGUUUAUAGAUAAGAUUCUUUUUUUUUUUGAAAUUAUAUAUAUAUAUAUAUAUAUAUAUAUAGGGACAAAAGGGCUAAAAAUACAAAACAUGCUGAUGUUGCUGGUAAGAAGCACCACCCUACCGACCUCUUGUUAGGAGAAAAGGAAAAGUAGGAUAUGCCCUAGUUUUAGACGAACGCAUCUCAGCAUUGGCGCCGGUUCUUGACGUGGCUUCACAGAACGUUGUCUAAGGAAUUGUUGCCGCUGCUACUCUUUUAGGUGACUUGCAACUGAAUGCUGCUCUUUUUCCAUGUUGACCGGGAAGAGGAGCACUGGGUUUUUCUUUUCCUUUUCAGGAAUAGGCAGGCGUUGCACUCCAGUUUUUGUUUCCUUAAAGAGACAUCGUGCAUCUGUGUUGCAUUGCUGUUGCUGCCUCAUCCACAUAACCCAGCAUCACAGCAGUAACUAAAGGUGACAACUAAGAACAGUGUGUUGUGAAAUUGACUGUUUGGGCAGUUUGCACAAAAUGUUCAUCAACAGCUGCCGAAAAAGAUAAACGUGUGUGUGUGUUGGGGUGGGUGGGUGUUAUAUUAAAAGAGUUUAGAUGUAUUUCCUGAUCUUUGCAAGGCAGAUUUCUGUGGGAAUCUCAUCAUCUCGUCUUCUCCAUCCCAUUUUCCAAGAUACCAUAUCAAAUCAAAAUGGAAACUGAGCAUUUAAGUGUUGCCAAUGCACUCCUCUUGUCUUUACUGUUUUUAAACAAGUGAAUCUGUGUAUGUUGCAUUAUGCCUGUCCUGACAGAUUUUUUGCCCUCUGUUACAUGUGUACCAAAUCCUAUUCUUUCUAUUGUAAAUAGAUGAUUUGGAAGCAGUUUAUAUUUUAAUAAAUAUGCAGAAUGUUGUGUUUUUCUAACAGAAAAAUGCUGAAGUCCUGUAACUAAAGUCUCUGGGUUAUUUCUUCAGGUAACAUUUUUCCCUGUCGGUCCUGUGUGUCCCCUACAUCUUUUAAACACUGCUGUUGUAGACUGAUGUCUCUUGAAACCCAUUUUUCUCCCUUUUGCUGCUUUCAAUUGGUUUGAAAUUCUGUUCCUGGUAACAAGCAGUUUUACUCCAGCCCUUACACGCACAAACCAAACUCUUGCAAAGCAGUACUGAAUUGUGCCAAAGCAAGGAAUAGAAGAGUGGGACAUACACUCCUGUUUGUAGAAGUGUGGGUCAUACACACCUGUUGACUCUUGUUCAUUCUUGUGGGGAGGAGUUAGUGUAAAAUGCAUACUCAAGUCUGCAGCAUUGUUUUGAAGAUUGGUGAUGAAUUCAUUGUAAUGAAGAUUUAAAAAGGGGUUGUGCCAUUCCCAAGCUUGUAAAAAUUUUCACCUGUGGAGAUGAAUCUGCGUAUUGAAUUUGGGUUCAUGCUGUCUGUCUCCUCUUUACAAUUUAUCCCUAAACUCAGAUGGUUAUGCCACUUGGUUGAACUUUGAACUUUGUAUCAGGUUUACACUUUCGACCCUAAAACUGUACAUUUUAUGAGCAUGGUUGUAGAUUUUAGGACUGAAAAUCAUUGUCUUUUCACCCUUUUUGUGGCAAACAAACGUAAAUGGUUAUUUUUUUAAGUGUGUUUUUUGCGGGGAGCGGGAGGGGAAGAGUCUGGCGAGGGGGCAGGAUUAGACACAUGAUGGUUUAAUGAGCAUUGUAAAUUUGCUGAAAUGCUUUGGCUGCAGAUGAGUAUCAAAUGUACAGUUUCAAAAAUGAGUUUUAUGGAAUGCUAAUACCAAGCAAACUAAUACCAAGAAGGUACAUGACCAGGAAUAGUAUAAAUAAGAUGAUUGCUAUGGCACAUUAUUAUUUUUUCUUUACAAGAAGGUAUUACCUCGCUGACCAGGAAGUUUAAGGGAAAUGGUUGCGCAAGCAAACGAAUCAGAUUUUUUAAAAAGCUUAGGAGGAUUCUUUUUUUAUAAAUAUAUUGGUAUACUUGUACAUAAAAGAGAUGUAUAUAUUGCCAAAUUUAAAAUAAUUUUACUAUUUCUAAAACAGGUUGUAGAGUUCCUUUUUUGAUGCGUUCUGUUUCUGUUGAACCUCAAAAGCAUCAUGCCUGUCUUUCUUUGGCUGCUAUACUGUGUAGCUACUAGCUCUCUCUUCUUCCAGUUCCAUAUUGCUACUCACUUGACACUAAAUGAACAAAAACUGUGAUGCCACGUAAUUUAUACGGUGAACAUAGCAGGGACUAAUUAUAUUGCUUUUUAAAAAAGGAAGCACUCCUGUGUACAUAUCUGUCAUGGAAUUCCUGUAGUACAGAACAGUGUUAAAUUGCAAGUGAUACCAUGCUAUAUAUUUUUAUGUGUAUCUGACUGUAUGAAGUUGCUGUGAUCAAGACAGUAAAAUAUAUGCUAAUUUAAAA